Exophiala mesophila is the source of this 447-nucleotide messenger RNA. RefSeq lists its product as uncharacterized. The coding region runs from base 1 to 447 and encodes 148 amino acids. The record is from RefSeq and is a predicted model, not a curated record. The transcript has a single exon. NCBI's taxonomy places the organism in Eukaryota, Fungi, Ascomycota, Eurotiomycetes, Chaetothyriales, Herpotrichiellaceae.
AUGGCAUCAAGCAUGUCCAAUAAUCAGAUACAACGCCAAGUUUCCCCCAAGUAUUCUUUUCCCAGCGGCUCCAGAGGUUUUAUCAUCUUGAUCUUUGCCAUUUUAAUGGUCUUCUCUGCACGGCGGAAGAACAUUGCACCAGGUACAAUCAUCCACGAUGAGGUUCAAGCAAGAUGGGGCGACCGUGGUGUCCAGUUUCUCAAGCCAGUCCAAGACACCUUGUUCUACUGUUUGUAUGGAAUUCAUACAAUGGAGGUGGCAUUUCUUGCAGUAUUUCGACUGCCAAGAUAUAGUAUCAGCGUCUUCAGCCGGCUGUGGCUUCAAUGGAUCUUAACAGCUUUCAUCGGAGGCAUCAUUAUCUCACGCCAAUUUGAGGAGGUCGUAAAUCAAGAGCAUAUCGAGACUGCCGGCAAUGGAUUGGAAGAGAAGCCAAGGCUUCUAGUUUGA